Sceloporus undulatus (fence lizard) is the source of this 1579-nucleotide messenger RNA. RefSeq names its product gonadotropin-releasing hormone II receptor-like. Bases 143 to 1468 code for a protein of 441 amino acids. Gene Ontology annotation, cellular component: membrane. The transcript has 3 exons. The record is from RefSeq and is a predicted model, not a curated record. Lineage: Eukaryota; Metazoa; Chordata; Lepidosauria; Squamata; Phrynosomatidae. Gene Ontology annotation, molecular function: gonadotropin-releasing hormone receptor activity; peptide binding. Gene Ontology annotation, biological process: G protein-coupled receptor signaling pathway.
GACUCCACUUUCAGGGCCACACCCGCCAACCAGGGAACCAUGCCCCAUCCCUAUCGGGGUCUUGGAAGAGCCGGGGUCCUCGGGGGGCUGUUGAGGAAGACCCCAAAGGAUUGGGAACCCCUCGUCCCCCCGGGGUCUUUGUAUGCGCUUGGCGAAGGAGUCCACCUCCGUCUCGGGAAGGCUUGACGUUGGCUCCAUGAACGCCACCUUCCCCAUGAAGGUCGACACCAUGGUUGGGUCCGGGGUGCCCAUCGAUGCCAACCAGAGCCAUGAGAAACCCAGCGGCUUGGAGGACGUCUUUGUUGGCGCUGGAGGAACCGUCAACAUCAGCCUCAACGGAGAGGAGGCCUUCCAUCUGCCCACCUUCUCUGCGGCGGCCAAGGUCCGCGUGGCCUUCACGGUGCUCCUCUUCUUCUCCUCGGCCUGCUUCAACCUGGCGGUCCUCCGGACGGUCGCCCAAAAGUACCAGCGCAGGCCUCACCUCCGCAUCCUCCUCAUGAACCUGGCGGCGGCCGACCUCCUCGUCACCUUUGUGGUGAUGCCGCUGGACGCGGCGUGGAAUGUCACCGUCCAGUGGUACGCGGGGGACGUGGCAUGCCGCCUCCUCAUGUUCCUCAAACUGGUGGCCAUGUACGCCUCGUCCUUCGUCACAGUGGUCAUCAGCCUGGACCGCCGGGCGGCCAUUUUGCACCCCCUGAGCGUUGGCAAGGCCAAGAGGAAGAACAAGGCCAUGUUGUCCGCCGCCUGGGCCUUGAGCUUGGUCCUGGCGCUGCCUCAGAUGUUCCUCUUCCGGAGGGUCAGCCGCUCUGGCCCCGUGCACUUUGUCCAAUGCGCCACGGUGGGAAGUUUCCAAGCGCACUGGCAGGAGACCAUCUACAACAUGUUCACCUUCUCCUGCCUCUUCUUGGUGCCGCUCCUCAUCAUGGUGCUCUGCUACUCCCGCAUCUUCAUUGAGAUCUCCAGGAAGAUGAAGAAGGCGUGCGCGUCCCCCAAAUCCCGGGAGGUCCACCUCCGCCGUUCCCACAACAACAUCCCCCGCGUGCGGAUGCGGACCCUCAAAAUGUCCGCUGUGAUCGUGCUGACCUUCGUCAUCUGCUGGACGCCCUACUAUCUCCUGGGCCUGUGGUACUGGUUCUCCCCAGAGAUGCUGACCCGGGGGCAGGUCCCGCCGUCCCUCAGCCACAUCCUCUUCCUCUUCGGUCUCUUCAACGCGUGCCUUGACCCCUUGGUCUACGGGUUCUUCGCCAUGCAUGUCCAGACAGGCGGCCAGAGGCGGGGAUGUUGCUGUGCCCGGGGGAGGAAGGAGGCUGCUGGGUCCCCCGCCUUCAACGCCUCCUUCCGGGUUUCCAGCCCUGUGCCCUCCAAACCGCCAAGGAAGAACCGGGAGCAAAAACCCAGAUCCAAGAGAACGGGAGACGAAAAGGUGGAGUUUUACGGGAAGCGGACGGUGGAGGAGAGCUUGAUCUGAAAGGCGGAAAACGGAGGAUGAUCCCUUCUCCUUUGUUGGACACUCUUUUCCUUUCCUGCAUUCGAAGCAUGAAGUCCUUGGGGGAGAAUUUCUAUAGCAAUACUUGUAAGA